Toxorhynchites rutilus septentrionalis is the source of this 1334-nucleotide messenger RNA. RefSeq lists its product as uncharacterized. Lineage: Eukaryota; Metazoa; Arthropoda; Insecta; Diptera; Culicidae. Gene Ontology annotation, cellular component: nucleus. The transcript is spliced from 3 exons. The coding region runs from base 417 to 1181 and encodes 254 amino acids. The record is from RefSeq and is a predicted model, not a curated record.
CUUGUUUUCGUACGAAUAGAAAACGUUCGAAAGUAUGCCUCAUUCGUAUCCUUGGUUUCGUACGAAAGAAAUCUAUCCAUUCGAACUUUCGAACAUCGUUCGUUCGAACGAAUUGUCCUAUCCUUGUUUUCGUACGAAAGUGUUUUUUCGCCUGUCAGUCAAACGUUAAUGUUGGGUUGCGAAUCAGACGAAGCGUAGAAGAAAAUUCAAUCGAUGUUUACGUUUUUGUGGUUUAUUCAGGUGAUGUGGUAUGUAAAAGUUCAUUUUCUUUUAUGUUUAAUUCUGAAAUUCUAUGUGAUGUGCUUUAAUGUUUAUUUGAAUUACAGUGAAAAAUUGCUGUAGAAGCAGAAAGAAAGACAUUUCCAAUAGAAUAUUUCAACUCUAAAACCUAGACGAAACAGAACCUGGAUAGAACAAUGUCGAAACCAUCGAAAUCCAAAAGCACAAACAAGGAUCAAUACAGCCGACUGGUUGAUCUCUUGGAAGAGCAGCCGGAUAUCGCGAAGGGUUUCGCGAAAUGCAAUGCUUCUCCCUACUGGAAUUCUGUGGCAGCCGAGUUGAACAGUCUUGGGCCACCAACUAAAGAUUCAACUGCGUGGAAAAAGGUCUGGUUCGAUUGGAAAUCGAACACGAAACGCAAGCUAGCCCACAACCGUCGCGAGCAAUUUGCUACAGGUGGGGGUCCUAGUAAGUUUAUUGAACUUACUGCGCUGGAGGAACGAGUUGUUGUUCUUGCAGGACUUGCUCCAGCAGUUGAGGGCAUAGCCGACACUUGCAGUUUCGGGCUAGAACCUAGCGCAAAUCAAUCAAUUCAUGACAGUGGGGAAUCUGCGUCGAUUGAAGAUAAUCGAAUUCCGGAGGAUAGAGCCAAUGAGAAUAAUGAGACGCAUACAUCGAAGAAGAGGAGGACAUCAAUGCACACAUUGCUGGAGACACAAGUGCAAAACCAAGCAACGUUUCAUGACUCGGUCACCAAUAUUCUAAAAUGCUUUGAAAAAAAAACUGCUGAUUUGGUUCAUUAUAACAGACAGAUUUCGAAACAGUUAGAGAACAUAAACGAAACUAUCAACAAUGUGCUGAUGGAAAAUCAGAGGCACAAUCUGGAAUUAGAGAGAAUUAAUCUGGAAAAACUGAAAAUUAAAAAAAGGAUUCUUGAGAUGGAAUUAAGCCGUCUACAAUAGACAUUUCGAUUUUAAAACAAAUGUGAAUGUAAUGUAAUGUGAAUGCUAAGCUAUGUUGUAAUUUAAUGACAUGAAUUUUAAAAGUAUAUAUUGUAAUGUGAAUAUAUUACAUUUUCGAAUGUAAUAGUUAAAAACUACUCGAAAAAUUAGAAG